Messenger RNA from Exophiala spinifera, 4236 nucleotides. RefSeq lists its product as uncharacterized. The coding region runs from base 1 to 4236 and encodes 1411 amino acids. The transcript has a single exon. The record is from RefSeq and is a predicted model, not a curated record. NCBI's taxonomy places the organism in Eukaryota, Fungi, Ascomycota, Eurotiomycetes, Chaetothyriales, Herpotrichiellaceae. Gene Ontology annotation, cellular component: catalytic step 2 spliceosome. Gene Ontology annotation, molecular function: mRNA binding; helicase activity. Gene Ontology annotation, biological process: mRNA splicing, via spliceosome.
AUGGGCCUCCAGUUACGUCCUGCGAUGGCGCCUGCGACUGAUGUGACUGCGAGCGCCCAAGAUACUUCUGAAAAGCUCUGGGAAGAGCUGGCACAGAAACACUGGCUUAGCAAGGUGCCCACCAAAGCGAAACCAGGACUGAUCACGACCGCGAUUUGGGAACCUUUGCAACAAGAGUCCUUCGCCCUACGCUCCCUCGCUCUUCUGGAAAGCCUUCAGAUUCUUGAAAGGUUCCUGUGGCCGACGUUCUCAGCCGAUGCCUCUAAUCAUCACGUCAUUCUCAUUGCAGUCUUCUUCAACGUCAAACAACGAGCAAAUUUGCAAGACUGGGCUCUUUUCGCAGACCGACCUCAAGAAUUCUCGGCCCUGUUUCGUCGAAUACUCUCUCUCAAUCUCGAUUCCUCUCUAGACAUUACCUCCCGUCUGUCCGUCCUCAACUUUGUCAUCGGCGCAUUCCAGUCGCUCGAAACCGAGCAGGUUCGCAAGGAAUGCGCCCCGCUUGUUUCGAUUUCAAUAUGGCACAAUUUACAUGAUGACUCCGCAAGGAAUAGGCUGUUGGAUUCAAGUUCAAGCAGGAAGAAGGCCUGGAAGGCUGCUCAGAGACGCUUCGAAGGUGCAGAUCAAGACACCCAGGCUCGGCUGCGAUUUGACCGAGCAUGGCUCUAUUCCAUGCUGAUCGCGUUCUUUGCGCGACUCAACAAUCCCAAAAUGGCAACUUCUCAAGAGAUGAUCUAUUGCGAACGAUUUCUGGAGUUCCUGGUUGAUUUAGUCAGUCAACUACCUACCCGACGAUACACCAACCUGCUUCUACGAGACCUCAAUACCUUGGCAGUCAUCAGGACUUCGAAACUGAUUGGGAGGGACGAUGCUGCCCUCUUUCGAGAUCUUGUGAGCCUCUUCCAUCAUUUUCAGAGCUUCGCAAUUGAUGACAUGGGUAACUCCGAAUCCGAACAUGAUGGAAUUCGAAAGGCUCACUACGAGGCUCUGGCACGCUUGCAACGUGUUGCUCUCCAGCACUUUGAGAACAAACUAAAAGUCCUUGCUCUCUCGAAUUAUGGAUCUAUCGACAAUCGUACCGAAUUGGAAUCGCAUUUCGAUGCUCUUUCAGAUGCUGAAAUGGAAAGCCUGUGCCACCACUUGGGGUUUCGAACAGCUUACCCUGCAGCUGCCGCAAUUUCCACCAGCCGGGCUAUCCUUCUUGAGACUCUCCUGUCAUCGUUCUCAAAACCUCGAGAUUUUCAGGAAGUUGUGACCAAAUUUUCAAUCCUGCCAACCGAAAGCACACUAUACGACGCUAAAUUGCUCAGAAACGAACAAUAUGAUGGCUCGCGGCCGUUGGGCUUCCCGAAACUGAAUCUGCAGUAUCUAACACUAAGUGACUUUAUGUGGCGAUCAUUCCAGCUCUAUCAAGCUGAAGCAUUCUACGGUAUUCGGAAAGACAUGGAAAGCGUGAUCAGGCGGAUGAAGCCAAAAGCCAGCAGAGACCGGGCCAGCACGAUAUUUGAAGGUUUCUCUAAGAUGGCUCUGCCGAUCAAUAGUCCUGCCAUCAUCGAAGUCGGUGCACCCAAAGUCGGUGAAUUGAGACCUAGCUUUGUUCGAGCGGAGGUGAUUCUAGACGUCAGUCGUUUGACGGACCAAAUGAGAAGAGAAUGGGACAAUCUGAGGCCUCACGAUGUGGUGUUUUUGCUCGCAGUCAAGCCUGCCGACGAAACUCGUGCCCUCACGAAUGGCCACACUGCCAGUUCAGAAGCGGAGCAAAGACCUUUCGUGGCGUUGAGAUCCGCGGAAGUUGUACAGGUCUUGGAUGAUAAUGGAAGACCUUUAAGAGAACAACAGGCGAACGGGAAUGCUCCAAGAGCACGAAGGCGAAGGCUCCUGCUGGACUUGGAUGCUGUGGCUUAUUUCAAUGACAAGGCUCAGCUUGCGCGCGGCGGUAAAGAUAUCACUGCCUCUUUGAAUGUUCUUGUUCGGAGGCAGGGCCGCGAGAACAACUUCAGGCCGGUAUUGGAAACCAUACAAAAGCUAGUGGGUGCUCAGACCUCACUACCAUCGUGGCUUCAAGAGGUCUACCUAGGCUACGGUGAUCCCAAAGAGGCGUCCUUCCAAUCCCUGCCCAACAGGAUUGAGUCAAUCGAUUAUCUGGACACCUUCUUAGAUUGGGAACAUCUUACGGACAGCUUCCAAGGGAAAGUGAUCGAGGCCGCUCCCGGUCACGCAGCGCCCUUCAACGGUCCAUUCAUUCUCAAGACGUCUCCACAAGAACUUGAUGUCCCUCCUACAAACCCAAAGAAGCGGCGAAGAGAGCAAAUGGAACAAGACUCGUCGACCAUUGUGGUGUCUUCAUAUAAACCACCAAAUACUGGGCCAUAUCCGAUGGACAUUCCAAAAAAGAAUGCCGUUCGCUUUACCCCAAGACAAGUUGAAGCGAUUGCAUCCGGGGCACAACCCGGCCUUACCGUCGUUGUGGGACCACCAGGGACCGGCAAAACAGAUGUGGCUACUCAAACCAUCAACCUAUUGUAUCACAAUUUCCCAUCAGAACGAAUCCUCCUUGUUGCGCACAGUAAUCAAGCACUCAACCAGCUUUUCCAGAAGAUCAUUGCUCUUGACAUUGACCCUCGACAUUUACUACGCCUUGGUCAUGGCGAAGAAGAGCUAGAGGCUGAAGCCUCUUACAGCAAAUAUGGUCGUGUCGAAUCUUUCCUAGAGAACCGACAGAUAUAUCUUGCCGAAGUCCAUCGAUUGGCAGCUUCCAUUGGUGCUGAAGGAGCCCAUGGCAGUUCAUGCGAGACUGCCGAAUACUUCAAUCAGGUCUUUAUCAAGCCUGCAUGGGCACGAUUCUGGGACGCUGCUGAUGUGGCCGACGCAUCUGUGGCAGAGGUUCUGGCUGCGUUCCCUUUCUAUGAGUACUUUAGAAACGCUCCUGUUCCGACCUUGUUCCCGCCUGAUUGCUCUCUUGAAGAGGCUCGCGAUAUUGCCUCUGGCUGUCAGCACCAUAUCAACAAGAUCUUUUCAGAGCUCGAAUCGAUCAGGCCGUUCGAAAUCUUGCGUAAUGGCCGUGAUCAGGCUAAUCAUCUCCUGGUGAAGGAAGCUCGGAUCAUCGCGAUGACCUCGACUCAUGCCGCUAUGCGAAGGUCUGAAAUUGCAGAGCUUGGUUUCCAUUACGAUACAUUGAUAAUGGAAGAAGCAGCUCAAAUCACGGAGAUCGAGUCAUUCAUCCCUUGUGCAAUGCAAGAUGCCGACUCGAAGACUGGGGAGCUGCCUCUGAAGCGGAUAAUGCUAGUCGGGGAUCACCUCCAGAAUUCUCCAGUCAUUCAAAAUCAAGCUCUACGUCAGUAUGCGAAGUUCGAGCAGUCGCUCUUCCUCCGCUUCGUGCGAUUAGGGGUACCUGCGAUACACCUUGACAAACAAGGACGCUGUCGACCCUCCAUAGCAGAGUUGUUCAAAUGGCGUUAUGUUGACCUUGGUAACUUGCCUCAUCUGGAAAAUCACCCUGAAUUUGUUCGAGCCAAUGCAGGUUUCCGAUACGACUACCAAUUCAUCGACGUUCCAGACUACCAAGGACAGGGAGAACGCGAGCCGACGCCUCAUUUCAUUCAGAAUCUCGGAGAAGCCGAAUAUACUGUUGCCUUGUUCCAGUACAUGCGGCUUCUCGGCUACCCAGCUCGAAGCAUCACAAUUUUGGCCACUUACGCAGGCCAACGAGCCUUGAUUCGUGAUGUUCUGGAACACAGAUGUAAGAACAAUAAGCUCUUUGGACUGCCUCGAAUUGUUACCACAGUGGACAAAUAUCAAGGUGAACAGAAUGACUACGUGAUUGUGUCAAUGACUCGAACACGUUCUGUCGGUUACUUGCGAGACAUUCGCCGGCUCACUGUUGCAAUAUCACGCGCGAGACUGGGACUCUACAUUCUUGGUCGAAGGGAACUCUUCGAGUCCUGCUAUGAGAUGAAGCCAGCAAUGGACUUGUUGACGCAGCGGCCAGAUAAACUUGUCCUGACGACGGGCGAGAUGUUCCCGACCGAGCGGCAACUGGAAGACGAUGUUCCGGGCACGGAGAUGGAAGGUGUGGAGCACUUGGGACAAUAUGUCUUUGAAAUGACGCAGGCUAAGGUGAAGGCUAUGGGUGGCCAGAUCACAGUUGAGAGCACUGCAGAAGAUGAAGCUGGAGUGGGAGAUGAAGGCGAGGAAGAAGCAAGCGUUGCUGCUGAAGAGGAUCCUCUUCCUGCUAUGUAG